GCACGAGGGAUGUACGGGAUGAGGUGACGAUGUUGAACGCUUUCGGAGAGCAUAUCCACCAGGACUACGGCUACCAUCACCACCACCACCACCACGGCUACCUAGUCAAGAGGGAAGAGUACGGCCAAUACGACUACGGCUACCGGCCGGAAUACCAAGAAUACCCCCAGCCGGGGGCGUUCUUCCGCUACUCGCGGCCCGGGGGCGGGCUCCAGUGCCUGUGGUCGGAAGGCGGGAAGGGCUGCGGCAAGAUGUACGGCUCCAUGCACGAGAUCGUCACUCACCUGACGGUGGACCACGUCGGAGGGCCGGAGUGCACCUCUCACACCUGCUUCUGGCAAGGCUGUCCCAGGUCCGGGAGGCCCUUCAAGGCCAAGUACAAGCUGGUCAAUCACAUCAGGGUACACACCGGCGAGAAGCCCUUCCCCUGUCCCUUCCCCGGCUGCGGCAAAGUCUUCGCCAGGUCGGAGAACCUCAAGAUACACAAGAGGACGCAUACAGGUGAAAAGCCGUUUAAAUGCGAGUUCGAAGGCUGCGAAAGGAGAUUCGCAAACAGUUCGGACCGAAAGAAACAUUCUCACGUCCACACCUCCGACAAACCCUACAAUUGCAGGGUGUCCGGCUGUGACAAGUCCUACACACAUCCCAGUUCCCUUAGGAAACAUAUGAAAGUGCACGGAGGCAGCGGUAAGAGCCCACCCCACGGCUACGAGUCGGAGGACUCGAACAGCAGCUCGGCGGGCUCGAUCUCGGUGGCGGAGACGGCACUGCCGCCGCCCGCCCCCACCGAGUGGUACCCAGAGUUCCCGCCUCCGCCGCACAUCCACCACCCCUUCAUACCGCACCACGGCGCCACCGCCGCCUACUAGUCAGUCCUCACCAUCGUCUUAGGCAUUAGUGGCUCACCAGCUUUAUGGGUUCCAGCUGUGCAUCAUAUUAAGGACUAAACAUUAUAUAUAUAAAGAUUUUUGACAUGUGUUCAAGUGAUUGUACCUUGUGGCUACCAAUCAUGCAAUGGACGUCACUAGACUAUGAUUAGGCACUUGGAGCUUCAACUCCUUGAAAUUCUGUACUUAACUGAAAUUAUUAAUUUUUAUUAUUUAACUUCUAAAAAUUAUUUAUUUGAUUUAUUGACGUAGUUUAUGCAUCAAUAUUACAGCCUCAGUGAAAAAUAGGAUGCCCAAAAUUCUAACUUUUGAGGAAGGAAUAAUGUUUGGCAUUACACCAUUUUGUAAUUUUAUUUAGUGAAAUAUAUUGUUCGUAAGUUAUUUACACAAUAUACAAUUUUUUUCAACCUUGUGGUAGAUCCUAUAGAUAUUUGUCAUAUGAAGUCGAGUUCACCAAUUAUUCUCUGAGAUACAAAAUAUACAUGACUUUUGUUCCAUUAUUGAACGAUUGCAACCAAACAUAUAAUUAAAACAUUCAAAAUUUCAUUUACAAAAGAAGAUCGUAUUAUUUAUUUGUUUUGUUUUAUGAAUGGUUAUAUGCUGUUAGCACUAGUUGAUCCAGUAUUAAAUUUUUUUUUGGGGGGGGGAGGGGAGGGCUUCAGCCUGAAAGUUUUUUUUUCAUAAAAAUAACGAUAAUUACUUUGGAAAAAAAGAAAGAAACUAACUACCUAUAUGGAAUGGUGUUUAAGUGAUUCCUAAAGUUCUUUUAAAUGUAAUUACACGAACAAUAAUACUUUAUGAGAUAAUUUUUUAAUAUUUUUUCCAUAAAACAUGGUUAUAUUUUAUCAUUUUGGGGAGGGGUCGAGGGGAGGGGCUUCAGCCUGACCGCUUUAAUAAUUUUCAUGACAGACUGACUCUAAAUUCCAAUCCACUUACUCAAGCUCUAUCUACUGCCACAAAUCCAUAUAAUCCAUCCAGAAGACAGCUGAGGCGCUGGCCUAGAGUCUCAUUGCAUUGAGCUACUUGCUGCAUUAUCUUUUUUUUUUUUUUCUCUUUUUUUUUUUGUGUUAUUCUGUUAAUAUGUAUGUGUUAUUUUACUACUGUUAUUUUUUUUUUUUCUUUUGAUAUUACUAUUAUUUUUUUUUCUUAUGCUAUCAUUUCUUGUCCUUGAUUUCAUAUUUGCUGAAUACCGAUGUAGAUGGCAAAUUGAUUGUGAGCCAGGAAUAUGUAUAGCUAAUAGUUUUAUACAAUAUAUAUUCAAUUAAAAAAAAAGAAAUUCUGAAACUUUUGGCUUAGUUCAAUGUUAUUCUUAGUUUAUUUUUUAAUUCCUAUUUCAUAACAUAACGUGCAGAUUGAAAAUUUCAGAUAAUAAUUUGGCUUAGGCAAUCUUAUGUUCAAUAAUGGGAAGGAUGUUAUUUUCAAAUAGUUAAUAACUCCCCUUUUGUAUUUUAUACAUAUACAGCCAUUUUUUAAAAACGUUUUUAAUCUUUUUAAUUUAUUUACUAUAUUCAUUUUUUCCUAUUUCCACUUCAUACCUUGCCCAUAUGUCUAAUUUUAUUAUACAAACACUUAUAAUUAGUUGAUAGUGUAUUACUUGUGUAUAAUUUUAGGUGAUAAAUUGGGGAAUAAUGUGUCCCCUCGAAACAUCCGAAUAAAAAUGAAAAAAUACUAUUAAAAGUUCUUGUUUUAUUAACAUAGACUUAUAGGCAAGGUGAAAGGAGUUAAGAGGAAUUGAUGAAGAAAGGUCAGGAGUAUGAACUAAUAAAUAUAUUUUAAUUUCGAAACAAAAAAUUAAAAUUGAGGAUCUAAUGGCUGUUUUUAAAAACAAUUCUUGUUUAUUUUAGUAUUAUUUUUAAAAAAAGUAUAUCUUACAUAAAAUAUCAAUACAAAUCUAUGACUGAGAAAAAUGAUCUGUAAAAUAAAUGUGGACAUUUAGGAAUUCUUGGACUUUCAUGAAAGAAUGUUUUAUAAGUUUGUCAUGUGUUUUUUUUUUUGUUAUUGUAUAAAUUAAACUAAAUCUAUGUUACCUAUUAAAGGAAACUCAUUCAGAGAAUGAUGUGCUCACUUUAAGUAUUUAUAUUACAUAAUCUUCAUGUUAACAGCACUUUUUAUGUACUGCUAUAUGUAAAAUAUGAACUUAAAAUUAAUUUUUGCAUGACUUGAUUUAUAUGUCUCGUUUGUACUAUAUGAAUCACCUUUCUGUACUUUAGCAAGCGCUUAGUUUUUAAAUAUAUUGAUAUAUGUACACAAUUGUAAGAUAUGUAUAAAUAUGAUUAUCUUUUUUAUUAUUUUACACUGAUUAAUUAUUUGUAGCUAUCGGAAGAGCAAAAUAUGUGAAUAUAAGAGAGUUUUGUAAAUUAUGUAUUUAAUAAGAUGUAGAUUUUAGGUUUUUGUCAGAUGAAUGUUAUUAUUUAAUUGGCUUUUACUCUCAUCUGUGAUAUAGCCUUAAUUCCAAAAAUUGGCAUAACAAAUUAAAUUUGUCUAAAUAUCUACAUUUAUUACUUGUUUGUGGUAAUGUAGAUAUGAAAAUUGACAUUAAAAUAAUAAUUCUGCCUUUUUAUACAAUAAGAAAUGUUUGUUUCAUUUUAAGCAUAUAUAUAAAAGAAAAAAUAAUGCAAAUACACUCUUGAAAUCUUUUAUCUUUGACAUUCACUUCUGUGCCUUCAGAGUUCAUUGUAUGUGAUGUGCUAACGUCACUCUGAUUUACAAUCUAAACUAACUGUAUUAAAUAAAUAAAUUAAAAGCUACCUGCAGAUAUUUAUUUUCUUUAAUGUGACCUAUUUUUAGAAUUUUUAGGUUGAAUUCAUUUUAUUUUUGGUAAUAUCUAGAAAAAUACUUUCUCUGUCUAAAGCAAAAAAUAAAUUAUUUAAAAGUCUUGGUUAACUGAGUAAGUCUCUAUUAUGUUUUAUUAAACUACUAUAUAUCAAUAUUACAUAAAUGUUUUAUAAUAAAUUAUUUUAAUUUAAUUUAAAUAAACAUUUAAGAUUUUUAAAAGUCACUAAAUAAUUAAUUUGUGCUGUAAUACUGUUAUCACCUUUAUCUUUAAAUAAUUGAAAAAGUUCCCUCCUAUUAUGAAUAGAUAUUUGUUGAAAAUGGACAAUGUUCACUUUGCUGCAUAUUUUAUAGCUUAUUUUUGGGACCAUUUUACAGCAUUGUUCCAAUCCAGUAAAACUAUUGUUCCACAGAUUUAAAUUCAAUAAUUUAUCAUCUUAUGAUAAUAUUAAAUAUAUAUUCCCGUACAUUAAAUAUUUUAUCAUUUUACCUUAGGGCUGGAUAUUGCGGACAUGAAUCUUCAGGGGAGCUCACUAUUUAUUAGAAAUUAAAAAAAAAAACAAAUUUACUAAAAAAAAAAUAAUUUUAGUCUAUCAGUAAAGUAACCAUAUUCGAGAAAAUUGAAGAAAAUAAAAUUCAAAUAUUAUAUAAAAUAUAAUAGUAUAAGAAAUAAAUUUAAUUUUUUUAGAAGUGGGGAGAGCUGACGUCAUAGCCCGAGGGCUUGGAAUGGCUAAGGUGGACACUGCCGUUUCACUACCCCACUUGAUUAUGGUAUAUGAAUAAUCAUAGCAAUCCACACUCUUCAUUAUUUCUCCAUUGCUGAAAAUAUCCAUGGUUUCUGUAUUUUUAUUGCUUUGCAUGGCUUUAUUGCUUGUUUUAUAAGGCAAUUGAACUUCUGCUGUGAACAAUUAUAAUAUUUUAAUUUAAUAAAAGACUUAAGACUUAAUUAAUAAAAAAGACUUAAGCAUUUUUUUUUUUUUUGCUCCUUCUCUCAUACAGUAAUCUUGUAUGAGGGCCGUUUAUUCAGAUUUUUAUUUAUUUAUUUUCUAUAUGCUGCAUGGCACAUGAUAAUAUAUAAAGAUGUAAUUUUUAUAGAAGUUAGAAAUUAUGUUGUGGUGGUUAUAAAAUAAAUUGGUUAGAGAUUAAUUAAUGUUAAAGAGUAUCAAUCAAAAGGUAAAAAAACAGAGAAAUUACAAAAUAUUGAAAAGAUGAAAGUUCCCUAAUGAAAUUUAUAAAAACUUUUGAGUGACCAGUUGUAGAAGAAUGUUGAAGUUCAUCAUUAAUUAUUCUUUGAAUUCAUUUAUUUGCAAAUAUUUGUUCUCUUUUCUUAUUAUUUAUACACCGUUGUACUGAAUGAUUCGUUAUAUAUCUAUUUCAUUUUCCAAUUAAAAAGCUUAGGUUGCCAUAUGAGUCAUGUCUUUCAUCAAAAACUAACUCUUGUUAAAUGGUAUUGUUUAUUGUCAAAAAUACGCAAGUCGUAUUGGAUAUGAUGAUAUGAAUACAUUCUUAUUAAUCGUAUCUACAGAAGUAUUGGUCAUACUUCUGAUUGUAUACAUAAAUAUGUUAAGUGGUACCUGAUAAAAUAUAGCUUUGGAAAGUUUUUAUUAUGAUAAAACAUUUUUUCUUAAAAAUCUGGUAUUAUAGAUUGAUUUGAUAAAAUUCAAAGCAACAAACUAGUUUUAUAUGCAAAUCAACUUUACUCAAAAUCUAUGAUCUAUGAUCUUGCAGAUUUUAUUAUAAAAAAAUUAAUGUAAUGUAAAGUCGUUGCCUCCUUUAUUUGUUAACCUAUUUUUCCUGUAAAAUUUUAUAAACUGUCCAAAUUCCUGUGAAGAUAGGCCUAUUAUCCUUGCAAACAGGAGAAUUAACAACCUUUACAUAUUAAUCAGGGAACUUAAGGUUUAUUCAGUGAAUCAUUUACAUAUAUAAUUGCAUGCUGAAGAACCAAUUUACAUUUAUCACAACUUGGACAUUUUAAGAAUUUAAUGUUUAAAUAUUCAACUUGUUUCUUAAAAUAUUCAAUCUAUAUUAUACAAUUGUACUGUUGCAAGUUUAUUGCAAUAAAGAUUGCAAAAAUACUGCCUUCUAUAACAGACAUAAGCAAUUUUACAGAAUAUUCAUUAAUUUAAUGGAUAUUAUUAAGAUAACAAAACAGAGAGAGUUGGGAGGAACUUAUAAUAAAUAUCAAAUGUUAAGAGUUUUUUCUUUCUGUCUACAAAAUUGAGUAAGUGAAGGUCAGGAUUAAUAUAGGUGGUGAUGAAGAAUUCCCAUUGAGUCAAAAUAAUAGAUCCCGCCAUGCUUUGAAGCAGUUUCUUCCCGAGAAACAUAAGAACAACAAGCUUCUUCAAAAUUUGUUCAUAAGAGAGAUGGUUACCUUAAUUCCAAACCAAAACUCUUUAACUAAAACUUUUCUAUCGCUUAUUCCUUUUUAUACUUUUCUUUGAAUAUGCUAUGGAUUUUAUAUAGAUUUUUUUUUUCUAUGCCUUUACUUUAACAUCCUUUUCCUGAUCCUUUAUUUUAAACCUUAUUAGGGGAUCUGCUAUUAGUGCCUCCUUUUCUGUUGCAGUUGGAAUGCUAAAAUAUACAUGAUCCUUGUUGAGUUUUCAGUCCUUGACAAUUAACUUUUAGGAAAUCCGGUGAAGAGCUACUUGCUUCUCUAUAUUAUUUUUGCUGAAGGUGGCAAGGAGCAUUUUGUUAUUAAGGCAUUUGCUAAAUUCAUGAUUUUCAUAUAUUCAUGAGAUUUCUGAUUCUCUAAAUAUGCUUCGAACUAUACAUUUAAAGUCGAAGCCUCUUAAAAGAUUUCUUUUGAAUCAACAUGAUAUUUUUUUUAAGAUAAAUGUCUUCUAUAUCUUUAAAGUUUUAUUUUAUUUUUUCGGUAGCACUUUUCGCAUGAUUAAUCUGGUGAUUGGCCUUCAUUGGGGCCGAGGGAAUUUACUAAUGAGGCAUAAAGGCCCACUUUGAACCAUAAAGGCAUCAUCUUCAGGAAGGUAUUCAAUCAAGGCUGACCGGGCGCUGUGAAGAACACUAUCCUACAGUGGCUUAAUAAUAUUAUUAAUAUAAUAUAAUAUUUUAUAUUACAUAUUAUUAU
Molecule: messenger RNA, 6744 nt
Organism: Nezara viridula (southern green stink bug)
Lineage: Eukaryota; Metazoa; Arthropoda; Insecta; Hemiptera; Pentatomidae
Source: the annotation of a GenBank genome assembly